CAUGUUCCAGCACACGGCAGGAGCUGGAGGAGGAGGAGGAAUGGGUGCUUCUACCCAGACAAACACAAACAUUAUCCAGACAGCCGUUUUCCAGCACACAGCAGGAGGUGGAGGAGGAUCGGGCACUCCCGCAGCCGUUACGCAGCCUCCUGUGAUUGCAAACAGCACAUCGGGUGGCAGCGGUGAUGGAGGAGGACUCUCUGGUGCCUCCGGUUUUGGACCAGCGGGCAACAACGGUGCGGUCCUCUCGCAGAACGCAUUCUCUGCGUUAAGCAGUGCACAGCCUGCUGAUGGCCAGAGAGAUGGACAGCAGAGCCUUCUUGACCGUAUAGCAAAAGACAUGGCAACGUGGGAAUCUUCUGGACAGUGGAUGUUUUCGUGUUACUCUCCUGAGACAGGCAAGCCUAAUGUUCCAGGCUUUGGAGAGUUCUCGGCUGAGGAGGUGCGUCUGGAGUAUUAUAACUGCAGUGCAAACAACAACACUGGCUACUACAUCAACUCUGUCAAUCAGUUAGUGCAGCAGUGGAGAAAGAGGCUGCAGGAGCUGAAGGCUUUAAAUGGCUCGGGAAAAGCAGCGAUGCAGAAUGGCGGUGGAGGAGGAGGAGGAAUGGGUGCUGCCACCCAGAGAAACACCAACCUUAUCAGGCCAGCCAUGUUCCAACACACGGCAGGAGGAGGAGCAGGAGCAGGAGGAGGAGGAACAGGAGGAGGAAUGGGUGCUUCUAGCCAGACAAACACCAACCUUAUCCAGCCAGCCAUGUUCCAGCACACGGCAGCAGGUGGAGGAGGAGCUGGAGGAGGAAUGGGUACCACUACCCAGAGAAACACAAACCUUAUCAGGCCAGCCAUGUUCCAGCACACGGCAGGAGGUGGA
Molecule: messenger RNA, 874 nt
Organism: Gallus gallus (chicken)
Lineage: Eukaryota; Metazoa; Chordata; Aves; Galliformes; Phasianidae
Gene: NUP42A4
Product: nucleoporin NUP42-like
Exons: 5
Cellular component (GO): nuclear envelope
Molecular function (GO): nuclear export signal receptor activity
Source: RefSeq, a predicted model, not a curated record